This is a messenger RNA of Aspergillus clavatus NRRL 1, 1302 nucleotides long. Its product is annotated as HECT-type E3 ubiquitin transferase. The record is from RefSeq and is a predicted model, not a curated record. Gene Ontology annotation, biological process: proteasome-mediated ubiquitin-dependent protein catabolic process; protein polyubiquitination; protein monoubiquitination. Gene Ontology annotation, molecular function: ubiquitin protein ligase activity; cyclin binding; ubiquitin conjugating enzyme binding. The transcript is spliced from 3 exons. NCBI's taxonomy places the organism in Eukaryota, Fungi, Ascomycota, Eurotiomycetes, Eurotiales, Aspergillaceae. The coding region runs from base 1 to 1302 and encodes 433 amino acids. Gene Ontology annotation, cellular component: nucleus; cytosol; ubiquitin ligase complex.
AUGGCCGAUCUAACAGAGAAACCAGACGCAGAUGCGUCGAUCUACCUCCACGCUGAACUCCUCCCCAACAUCCGCCACAUCACACUCUACAUUUCUCUCCCCUCCCAUCUUAACACAAAUAACACCAGUCCCACAAUAACUCUCUCAGAAUCCCGCCAGGCAGUCACAGUCUCGCUACCAGGGCCCUUCAGCCACGUAUCAGAUACCAUCAAGCUCCCCGCGCGCGUGAACGAAGCCUCACGACACACCCUCAACACCAGCAGACAGGCCCCCACGCAACCAGCCAACGACUCCCACAGCGCACGCCAGGAAUACUCAUUCCGGAUGCGGAUAGACAGCGAAGAUGAUGCGCUGCCGCGCACAGAAGCCGUUGAUGAUUUCGUCCCCUGGACGGCGGCGGAUAUGGGCCCGUCGAGUAAGCUGCGCUGUCGGCGGUGUGCGGGCCUCAUUCUGGAUGCGCCUGGGCUGGAUAGUGCAGAUUCACAAAUGAGUGAUGCGUCGGACGGCUGGGUUUGGAAAGAUCUGCCGAGCGGGAACUGGGCUGAGAUGAUGGAUUUCUGGCACUGCCAUAAACCGGAUCCCGAGGACCAUGGGCAUGGGGAUGGGGAAGAUGGUAACGCGCAGACGAAGGGCUAUGGGGCGGCGAAUCAGGUUGUUGCGCGGCGUGGGACUGUGCUUGUGGAUGUGGUGAGUUUUUUGGUCGCGGAGGAGGAUUGUAGAGGGGUGAAGAAGGUACAAACACUCGCAUCAGGCGAAACACCCAAAGACUCCUCGUCCUUAGCCUGCGACACCUGCGACUCCCUCCUCGGCACAGAAGACCCCGUAGCCCAGGGCUGGCGUCUCUUCAAAACAAGCCUAUCCGCAACCAUCGCCAACCCAUCAACACCACAACCAACAUGGCACUCCCCGCCCACAGAAUCCAUCAUCGCCGCUCAACUCCUCGAACUCAUCGAGCGUGAAAGCACCCGCCGCUUCGUCAUCCAUUCCGGCCAUUCCUCAGGCCUCCUGCUCUGGGCCUUCAACCCGGACUUCCGCUACUCGAACUCCAGCGCCGAGCACAGCGUCACCGCACAGAGGGCAGUGAAGAUCUUUUUCCAGGAGAUCGCGGAUGUGGAUUCGUUCCUGGAUCCUGGGCGUGGGCGGCCGGCGUUGCUGUCGGUUGAGGAGGUGAGGGUUCCCGUGGAUGUGAUGCGGGAGCUGAGGGGUGUGUUGGAGGAGAGGAAUGCGAUGUUGCCGGGCUCUGCGAGGGAGUUUCGGGAGUGGAGGGUUGGGAUGCUGCAUCGGGUUGAGAAGGGGGAGUAA